AUGAAGAACUUCGGCAGUGCGCAGUCUGAACACUCCGGUCUCCAGCUUCGACGGGGGCUCGGAAGAGCACUGGGCAGACGCUGCGCCAAACGCGACCUUGUAGCGAGUCGCGGCCUGAAGCGCCUGAGCGAGCCCUGGGCGCUGAGAACGUCUGCUCUGUGCCUGCAAGAAUAG
Parastagonospora nodorum SN15 is the source of this 174-nucleotide messenger RNA. RefSeq lists its product as hypothetical. The record is from RefSeq and is a predicted model, not a curated record. Lineage: Eukaryota; Fungi; Ascomycota; Dothideomycetes; Pleosporales; Phaeosphaeriaceae. The coding region runs from base 1 to 174 and encodes 57 amino acids. The transcript has 2 exons.